GCGCCGUGAGGAGUGGCACUUUUAAAAGUGCAGCUCCCGGCCAGCCAGCAGCCGCCAGCCCCUCCGUCCCGGGCGCCGGGUCCUCUCUGUUCCCUCUGCGCACUCCCCCGGUCGCACCACAGUCCGGCCCCAGGCCCGUCCAGCCCGCACCAUGCCGGUCAAAGGAGGUUCCAAAUGCAUCAAAUACCUGCUCUUCGGGUUUAACUUCAUCUUCUGGCUUGCUGGGAUUGCUGUCCUUGCUAUUGGACUAUGGCUCCGAUUCGACUCCCAGACCAAGAGCAUCUUCGAGCAGGACUCUAAUAGUAACUCCAGCUUCUAUACAGGAGUUUACAUUCUGAUUGGAGCUGGAGUCCUCAUGGUGGUGGUGGGUUUCUUAGGCUGCUGUGGGGCUAUCCAGGAGUCGCAGUGCAUGUUGGGAUUGUUCUUUUGCUCCCUCUUGGUGAUAUUUGGUAUUGAAGUAGCUGCAGCCGCCUGGGGCUUUACCCACAAGGAUGAGGUAAUUAAGCGCCUCCAAGACUUUUACAUCGACACCUAUGCCAAGCUGAAAAACAAGGAUGAGCCCCAGCGGGAAACGCUGAAAAUCAUCCACAAAGCGUUGGACUGCUGUGGCAUAGUUGGUGGCAUAGAGCAGUUUAUCACGGACAUCUGCCCCAAUAAUGGCAUCCUCAACAACCUCAAAGUCAAGCCCUGCCCUGAGGCCAUCAGAGAGGUCUUCAACAACAAGUUCCACAUCAUUGGUGCAGUGGGCAUUGCCAUCGCUGUAGUGAUGAUAUUUGGCAUGAUCUUCAGUAUGAUCUUGUGCUGUGCGAUCCGCAGAGACCGAGGGAUGGUCUAGAGUCAGCUUAUUUCCCCGAGCAGGAAGAUUGACCCCUGAAGAUUGUUGGGUGUUUUGUUUUGUUUUUUUUGUAUUUUAGGGGGGAGUUUUUUUUUUUUUUUUUUUGCCACUAACAUUAGUAUUCAUUCUGCAUUUCUAAACGAAAGUUCUGUGUUUGUCAUUUUAAUGCUUCAUUCAAUAUUGACAUUUAUAGUUGAAGGAUUUGGGGGUUUUGGUUUGCCUUUUUUUUUUUUUUUUUUCCAGUUUAUUUUUGCUUGUUAAGCAGAAAUCCUGCAAUGAAAGGUACUAUAUUUGCUAGACUCUAGACAAAAAGAUAUUGUACAUAAGGAGAAUUUUUUUUGUCUUUAAGUGGAUAAAAAUGUCUAUCAAAUUUAAUCAGGUUGUAACUUAUAUUGAAGACAAUUUGAUACAUAAUAAAAGAUUAUGAUAAUA
Messenger RNA from Chinchilla lanigera (long-tailed chinchilla), 1267 nucleotides. It is a transcript of the gene Cd9, whose product is annotated as CD9 molecule. The record is from RefSeq and is a predicted model, not a curated record. Lineage: Eukaryota; Metazoa; Chordata; Mammalia; Rodentia; Chinchillidae. The transcript has 8 exons. Gene Ontology annotation, cellular component: membrane. The coding region runs from base 152 to 835 and encodes 227 amino acids.